Molecule: messenger RNA, 917 nt
Organism: Ctenopharyngodon idella (grass carp)
Lineage: Eukaryota; Metazoa; Chordata; Actinopteri; Cypriniformes; Xenocyprididae
Gene: rnf114
Product: ring finger protein 114
Exons: 6
Coding region: 123-788 (221 amino acids)
Biological process (GO): ubiquitin-dependent protein catabolic process; protein polyubiquitination
Molecular function (GO): metal ion binding; ubiquitin protein ligase activity
Source: RefSeq, a predicted model, not a curated record
UAAUAAGUGUGUAAUAAUGUAAUUUCUCAUGCGUGUGCAUGAGAUCAGCUGAGUUUUUGCUCCUCCCAUCCCAACAGUGAAUCUCACCGGAGUUCAAGAACACGGAACACAGCGCAGCAGACAUGGCUAUGCUCAAAACAGUACCUCAAACUGAUGUGAACGAUGCUGAAGACGAUGACUUCCUAUGUCCUGUGUGUUUGGAGAUAUACAUCUGUCCGAUGACCACACAGUGCGGACAUACAUUUUGUGACAGCUGCCUUCAGGAGUGCUUGCGGCCUCAGAAACCUGUGUGUGCAGUCUGCAGGACUGAUCUGCGCAAGUGGCAUAAAGCAAAUCAUUUACAAGACUUGAUGCAAAGAUCAGUUGGGAGGUGCAAAGGCUGUACAAAUGAGGUUCUUUUGUCUGACAUGAGAACCCACACAGGAAUGUGCUCCAAAUAUCAAGACUAUAUCAAGGAUGGUUUGAAGUCCAUUUCAAAGAACCAGCCUGCCAUUGUCAGCUCAGUGCCGAACCGUUAUACGUUCACCUGUCCUUACUGUAACCAGCAGAACUUUGACCAGGAUGGUCUAGUGGAGCACUGCACCUCACAGCACGCACACGACCCACGUCCAGUGGUGUGUCCAAUAUGUGCCUCAAUGCCCUGGGGCGACCCGAAUUACAGGAGCGCUGACUUCUUUCAGCACCUCAGAAUAAGACAUGCUUUUUCUUAUGAUACUUUUGUGGAUUAUGCUACAGAUGAGCAAGCCAUGAUCCAAGAAGCUCUACAGCGCUCUCUCAUGGAAAACUGAUGUGAGGGACAUAUGGACCCCCAGCUAAACUUAAAGGGAUAGAUCACCCAAAAAUUAAAAUUAUCCCAUGAUUUACUCACCCUCAAGCCAUCCUAAGUAUAUAUGACUAUCUUCUUUCAGACGGACACA